Molecule: messenger RNA, 2427 nt
Organism: Myxocyprinus asiaticus (Chinese sucker)
Lineage: Eukaryota; Metazoa; Chordata; Actinopteri; Cypriniformes; Catostomidae
Product: membrane metallo-endopeptidase-like 1
Exons: 24
Coding region: 130-2427 (765 amino acids)
Biological process (GO): protein processing
Cellular component (GO): plasma membrane
Molecular function (GO): metalloendopeptidase activity
Source: RefSeq, a predicted model, not a curated record
GCUGUCCGGCCGCUGAUUCAUUUCACCACAUACCAGCUCUGGGUGCAAACUCAGAAGGGGUGUUGGGGAAAUUGAAAGGCGUCCUAAAAGGGCCAACAAGGAUUCCAUCAUCAAAAGUGAGCUCUUAGAAUGGGAAAAUCAGAGAGCCAAAUGGAUAUCAUGGAGAAAACCACUAAACCAAGAAAGCAUCGCUGGACCGUCGUGGAGAUUGGAUUGUCUAUUAUUGUGCUUCUCAUGAGCUGUGCUCUGGUUGGACUCAUCGUGCUCUACACUUCAGCUGUGAAAGAGCGUUUUAACAGAAAUGAUUCUUCAAAAGGACUGAAAUAUCAAUCAAAAGCUGACAGCAAUGUCUGCACAACCCCAGAGUGUGUGACUGCUGCAGCCAGAUUGCUCCAGAACAUGGAUCCCAGCAUGGAGCCGUGCCAGAACUUCUAUCAGUACGCCUGUGGAGGCUGGAUCGAGCGUCACGUCAUUCCAGAGACCAGCUCACUCCACAGCGUAUUCAAUAUCUUGAGAGACGAGCUGGAGAUAGUGCUCAAAGGAGUUCUUGAGAUGGAAAGUAAGAGUGACAGAGAGGCCUUCAAGAAAGCCAAAACACUCUACAGUUCAUGCAUGAAAGAGAAUUUGAUUGAGCAGCGCGACUCGCAGCCCCUUCUCAGACUCAUCGACAGUAUCGGCGACUGGCCUGUUGCCUCUGAUGUCUGGAACAGCACGUCAGAGGAAGCAUGGAGCCUGGAGGACAAGCUGGCCAUUCUGAAUUCCCAGUACAAUAAGAAGGCAGUGCUCGAGAUGUUUGUGUGGCCAGAUGAUCGCGACUCCAGCCGCUACAUUAUCCAUGUUGACCAGCCAGCACUAGGCAUGCCUUCGAGAGAUUAUUACCUCAGUGAUGGAAACUAUAAGAAGGUGCGCGAGGCCUACCUGGAGUUCAUGGUUUCCGUGGCGAGGAUUGCGCGAGAAGACCGGAACUUGACCCAAGAUGAAGAGCGCGUGUGGGAGGAGAUGACUCAGGUUUUGGAGUUGGAGACAGAUCUUGCUAACGCUACCUCACCUGCAGAAGAACGCAAUGACAUCACUGUGCUGUACAAUAAAAUGACACUGACAGAGGUGCAGCAAACAUUCAACCUCAAUGGCUUUAAUUGGACACGCUACAUACAUGGAAUCAUGUCAAGCGUUUUGAUUACGGUGCAACCAGAAGAACCCAUCGUUGUGUACUGCUCACCGUAUCUCGAGAAGCUCAGUGAUGUUCUCUUUAAACACAGUCACAGGACUCUGCAGAACUAUCUGUCCUGGAUGCUCAUCAUGGAGCGGGUGAGCAGUCUGAGCCGUCGCUUCAAAGAUGUGAGAGCGCACUACAGAAAGGCUUUGCAUGGCACUACAGUAGAGGAGGCGAGGUGGAGAGAUUGUGUACGUUACGUUCAGGGCAACAUGGAAAACGCAGUCGGGGCUUUGUAUGUACGGGAAACCUUUUCUGGAAACAGCAAACGCAUGGUGGGUAAUCUGAUCAGACAGAUUCAAGAGGCUUAUGUAGACACGCUGGAAGAGUUGAGCUGGAUGGAUGAACAGUCCAAGGAAAAAGCCCGAGAGAAGGCCAUGGCGAUAUCAGAACAGAUUGGUUAUCCUGACCACAUCCUUGAGGAGGAGAAUAAGAAACUAGAUGAGGAAUACACUCACCUUAAUUUCAGUGAGGAAAACUACUUUGAAAAUAUUCUGGAAAAUUUGGCAGCAUCAGCCCAGAAAACUCACAAAAAGCUGAGGGAUCCCGUUGAUCCUAACAUCUGGAUUAUUGGUGCUGCAGUGGUCAAUGCAUUCUACUCUCACAACAGAAACCAGAUUGUAUUCCCUGCUGGCAUCCUACAGCCUCCAUUCUUCAGUGAGAAACAGCUGCAGGCUUUGAACUUUGGUGGAAUUGGGAUGGUGAUAGGACAUGAAAUCACUCAUGGAUUUGAUGACCACGGCCGGAAUUUUGACAAAGAUGGGAACAUGUACAAUUGGUGGAGCAACUAUUCUGCUGAGCACUUUGAAGAUCAAUCUAAAUGCAUGGUGGAACAGUACGGCAAAUUCAGCUGGAAACUUGCAGGAGGCCAAAAUGUCAGUGGCAUCUCAACAUUAGGAGAAAAUAUCGCUGACAACGGUGGAGUUCGCCAAGCAUAUAAGGCGUAUAUGAAGUGGGUGCAGAGAGAGGGCGAAGAGUACCGUCUGCCCGGACUGGACAUGGAUCACAAACAACUCUUUUUCCUGAACUUUGCUCAGGUCUGGUGUGGUGCCUGCCGCCCUGAAUACGCCAUACAGUCGGUCAAAACCGAUCCACACAGUCCGUUGGAGUACAGGGUACUAGGGUCCCUCCAGAACUUUGAAGCAUUUUCCGAAGCUUUCCAUUGUGAACGAGGAACCCCCAUGAACCCAGAGGAGAAAUGUCGAGUGUGGUAA